GGAGGAUGGCGGCCGGCAAGAGCGGCGGCAGCGCUGGGGAGAUUACUUUUCUGGAAGAACUCCCAUGGCCACAGUUUGAAUGAAGAGGGACUCUACAUGUUUGCCAUUCAGUCUUCUUCCUUCAGAUCAGCUUUGGCUAGAUCAGAGUCUAAAAGAGAUGGAGGUUUUAAAAAUAAUUGGAGCUUUGAUCAUGAAGAAGAAAGUGAAGGAGAUACAGAUAAAGAUGGGGCAAAUCUACUCAGUGUAGAUGAAGAUGAGGAUUCUGAAACCUCAAAAGGAAAAAAGUUAAGUCGCCGAUCUGAAAUUGUUGCUACUAGUUCUGGUGAUUUCAUCUUGAAGGCAUAUGUAAAGCGAAACAAGACUGACAGUUUUAAAACUUUGAAAGGCAACCCAAUUGGACUUAACAUGUUGAACAACAACAAGAAAUUAAGUGAAAAUACACAAAAUGCAUCAUUAUGUUCUGGAACUAUAGUUCAAGGUAGACGUUUUCAUCAUGCUCAUACACAGAUACCAGUAGUAAAAACAGCAGCACAAAGCAGUCCGGACCGAAAAGAAAGGAAAGAAUACCCACCCCAUAUUCAAAAAGUUGAAAUUAAUCCUGUAAGGUUAAGUCGACCCCAAAGUGUUGAACGUGUAGUAAAGAAAACAGAAGACUCCGAAUCACACAUGGAGCCCGAAAUUAAGAGGAAAGUACAACAGAAAAGGCACUGUAGUACCUUUCAGCCUACUCCUCCUCUGUCUCCUGCUUCAAAAAAAUGUUUAACCCACUUAGAGGUUUCUGAACAGCGUGAAUGCUGUCCAAAAUGUGGAAAAGAAAAAGAAAAUCAGACCAAAUGCCAGCGUUGCAGUAAUCUUUUUCCUAAGGGUUUGCAAAGAAAUUGCAGGCAAGCUAUAACUUUGAAUGAAUCUACUGGACCAUUAUUAAGAGCAUCAAUUCAUCAGAAUGCUGGAGGACAGAAGUCACAAAACACAGGAUUAACAACUAAGAAGUUUUAUGGCAACAGUGUAGAAAAAGUUCCAAUUGAUAUUAUUGUGAGUUGUGAUAAUUAUUUACAGACUAAUGGAAAAGUUAUUUUACCUGGAGCAAAAAUACCCAAAAUCACAAACUUGAAAGAUAGAAAAACGAACUUGUUAGACCUAAGUGAUCCAAUCAUUUUGUCCAGUGAUGAUGAUGAUGACAAUGACAGGACUAACAGAAGAGAGAGCAUAUCUCCCCAACCUGCUGAUUCAGCAUGUUCAUCCCCAGCACCAUCCACAGGAAAAGUAGAAGCAGCACUAAAUGAAAAUAUGCACAGAGUUGAACAUGAACUAAGAAGAAUUUCUGCAGAAUCAGAGUUAAAUACAGUUACAUUACCAAGAAAAGCAAGAAUGAAAGACCAGUUUGGCAAUUCUAUCAUUAACACACCUUUAAAACGUCGUAAAGUGAUUUCUCAAGACACUUUAGUUGAUCCUAUCUCUUUAAGCUGCCAAAGUUCUUUUGACAGUGUCAUUUUAAACUGUCGAAGUAUACGAGUAGGAACCAUCUUCCGACUAUUAAUAGAGCCUGUAAUCUUUUCUUUAGAUUUUAUCAAGAUACAUCUAGACGAACCAGAAAGUGAUCCUGAGGAGAUUAUUUUAAAUACCUCUGAUCUAACUAAAUGCGAAUGGUGUAAUGUCCGAAAAUUACCAGUAGUGUUUCUUCAGACAAUACCAACAGUUUAUCAAAAGCUAAGUAUAGAACUACAGAUGAAUAAGGAGGAUGAAGAUUGGAAUAACUGUAAAGGGAUAAAUAAGUUAACAAAUUUGGAAGAACAGUAUAUAAUUUUAAUUUUUCAAAAUGGCCUUGAUCCUCAGGCAAAUAUGGUAUUUGAAAGUAUCAUUACUGAAAUUGGUAUAAAGAAUAAUGUUUCCAAAUUUUUUAUGAAAAUUCCCUUCGAAGAAGCUAAUAGCAGACUUGUUGCCUGUACAAGAACCUAUGAAGAGAGCAUCAAAGGCAGUUGUGUGCAAAAAGAAAACAAAAUUAAAACUGUAUCCUUUGAGUCUAAAAUACAGCUUAGAAACAAACAGGAAUUCCAGUUUUUUGAUGAUGAGGAAGAAGCUGGAGAGAACCACACCAUCUUCAUUGGCCCUGUAGAAAAAUUGAUAGUAUAUCCACCACCUCCAUCUAAAGGAGGUAUUUCUGUUACUAAUGAGGACCUGCACUGUCUAAAUGAAGGAGAAUUUUUAAAUGAUGUUAUUAUAGACUUUUAUUUGAAGUAUUUGGUGCUUGAGAAACUGAAAAAGGAAGAAGCUGACCGAAUUCAUAUAUUCAGUUCUUUUUUCUAUAAACGCCUUAAUCAGAGAGAGAGGAGAAGUCAUGAAACAACUAAUCUAUCAUUACAGCAAAAGCGACAUGGGAGAGUGAAAACGUGGACCCGGCAUGUAGAUAUUUUUGAGAAGGAUUUUAUUUUUGUACCCCUUAAUGAAGCUGCACACUGGUUUUUGGCUGUUGUUUGUUUCCCUGGUUUGGAAAAGCCAAAACAUGAACCUAAUCCUCAUUACCAUGAAAAUGCAGUCACUCCAUAAUGUUCACCUGCAGAAGACAGUUGUAUUUCUUCUCCUUCAGCCAGUGAAAUGGACAGUUGUUCACAAAAUUCUUCUGCCAAGCCUGUGAUUAAGAAGAUGCUAAACAAAAAGCAUUGCGUAGCUGUAGUUGAUGCAAGUGCUGGGCAGGAAGAAAGUGACCCUCGUUAUCGGAAAAACAUAUACAAUGUGAAAUGUAGUAUGAAGAAAAUAAAUCACGCUGCAAGUGAAAAUGACGAAUUGAAUAAAGGAGAAUCUUCAUGCCAGAAAACUGCUGAUAGGACUAAAAAUGAAAAUGGUCUACAGAGUGAAAGUUUAAGUUCUAUGCAUCAUACAGAUGGCUUAAGCAAAAUUAGACUCAACUAUAGUGAUGAAUCAAAUGAAGGUAGUAAAAUGCUUGAAGAUGAACUCAUUGACUUCUCAGAAGAUCAGGAUAACCAGGAUGACAGCAGUGAUGAUGGAUUCCUUGCUGAUGAUAACUGCAGUUCAGAAAUAGGACAGUGGCAUUUAAAACCUACUAUUUGUAAACAACCUUGUAUCCUACUUAUGGACUCACUUAGAGGCCCUUCUCGAUCGAAUGUUGUCAAAAUUCUGAGAGAGUAUUUAGAGGUGGAAUGGGAAGUUAAAAAAGGAAGUAAAAGAAGUUUUUCCAAAGAUGUUAUGAAAGGCUCUAAUCCCAAAGUACCAUAGCAAAACAACUUCAGUGAUUGUGGUGUGUACGUAUUGCAGUAUGUAGAGAGCUUUUUUGAGAAUCCAAUUCUCAGUUUUGAACUACCUAUGAAUUUGGCAAAUUGGUUUCCUCCCCCAAGAAUGAGAACAAAAAGAGAAGAAAUCCGAAAUAUAAUUCUGAAGCUGCAGGAAGAUCAGAGCAAAGAGAAGAAGAAGCAUAAGGACAGUUACUCAGCAGAGGCAUCUCUAGCUGAAGGAACAGAACAACUGGUCAGCAGUGUUUCAGAUUGAUCAUUUCUAUCACUUGUCAGUUCUGCCUUCAGAAACUAAGUGACUUUCAACUUUGGGUAUAGAUAGUAAAAAACUGAAAUGCUCACUACUCAGAGUGAUUUGGAAAUGUUAAUGCUUGUAUAAAUGUCAUAUAAUUAAUUUCCAAAGGAGUAUGUAUUAAGUAAAAGUCUGUAAAUAUGUUAAUGAGGCCAAUUUUUUCAGCAUUUAUAAUUAUUUUUUUCACUUGUUAGGAAGCUUUUGUUAUGUAUUUUCUGUUAAUAGUACUUAAAUCUGCAACUUCAAAACACAAAAUAAAUAAAAAGAAAAUAUUUAUAGGAGGAAAUGAUUAAUUUGAUAUUCUUUAGUGAACUUGUAUAAUUCCUCAGUGGGUGUGAUAUAUUUCAUGGGAAUAUUCAAAUAUCUAUGAUAAUUUUUUGACCGUUUACAUUUGUGCUAAAGUAAUUCAAAAUGGGAAAAUAAGAUUAAAUAUAAGGAAUUUUGAACAAAGGCAUCUUCAUAUUGCUUGUAUAGAAGGGAAAAAGUAACAUCCAAUUUGUACACUCCAUGUGUUGAGAACCCAAGAAGCGAAGUGUAAUAAAUAUUUAUAAUUUUACACAAAUAUUUAAGAAGACCAAUAUUAACAGCAAUUCAAAGAAAAGUAAUCUUGAAUUAUACUACUAAAAGUUGUACUUGCAUACAUUAUUGUCAAAUACAUUUCUGAAGACAUCAGAGACUCAGGUGAAAACUAUUUUGGUAAGUGCAGCUUGAAUUUUAAGUACCCUGUGUUACCUUUCUGUAUUAUAACUUGAAGUAUGCUAUAAUCUGUGCGAUAUAGUAAAUUGAUAAACAUUUUUAAUCUGUGUAAACACAGAAAUUUAAAUAGGAAUUUACUAUUUUUUGUAAUAGCUUUUGCUAUUUUUUCAUUGCUCAUUUUGUUCUUGUUAUUUUGAUAAAGUAUCAGACUUUU
Tupaia belangeri chinensis (Chinese tree shrew) is the source of this 4447-nucleotide messenger RNA. It is a transcript of the gene SENP6, whose product is annotated as SUMO specific peptidase 6. Gene Ontology annotation, cellular component: nucleus; cytoplasm. Gene Ontology annotation, molecular function: SUMO-specific endopeptidase activity. Lineage: Eukaryota; Metazoa; Chordata; Mammalia; Scandentia; Tupaiidae. The transcript is spliced from 26 exons. Gene Ontology annotation, biological process: proteolysis; regulation of spindle assembly; regulation of kinetochore assembly. The record is from RefSeq and is a predicted model, not a curated record.